This is a messenger RNA of Mytilus trossulus (common blue mussel), 8525 nucleotides long. RefSeq names its product nuclear receptor corepressor 1-like. The transcript has 26 exons. Gene Ontology annotation, molecular function: transcription corepressor activity. The record is from RefSeq and is a predicted model, not a curated record. NCBI's taxonomy places the organism in Eukaryota, Metazoa, Mollusca, Bivalvia, Mytilida, Mytilidae. The coding region runs from base 83 to 7792 and encodes 2569 amino acids. Gene Ontology annotation, cellular component: chromatin. Gene Ontology annotation, biological process: negative regulation of transcription by RNA polymerase II.
AUAUAUAUUUAAUAUCCACGAGAAAAUUUGUGAUAACAGUUUAAGUUUUUGUUAUUGAUAACUUGGGUUUCGUUACAACGAAAUGUACAGGAAUACCACAAACUACGGUCAGCCACGACAACAGACCUGGUCUGCAGCGCCACCUUCAAUGCAAACUGUAUAUAACUAUCUCUGGGGCCGGUACAGGGCUCCAUCUGGCAACCCUCAUGACGCAAAUUCUCCAUAUAAAAGGACUAGACCACAAAGUCCGUCCCAAGCACAGAGGCCUGGUGGCUACCCAUACCCAACUGACCCCCAGGGACAUACAAGAUAUGGACUAGCUGCCACAACACCUGGUUAUCCCAUGUACAGAGAGACAUACCCAAAUAGAGAAGCAGAUUUUUACACGGCCAGACGUCGACCACAGUUACUCACAGAUUUCCAUGGUCAUGCAGCUAACAUAGACAGAUACAGAAGUGGAGAAUCUUUUCAACCUUACAGACAGGAAGCUAUGGGUAAUCUACAGCCUGCAGGUCCCGGGGAGCCUGGACCUAGUACCAGCCAGGUCCAACAGACCCCACCAAAAAGACCAAGGUUACAAGUGGAUAGAGAUUUACAACCUCUUCAUAUUGAGGUGAAAAAGGAACAGACCUUAUACAACCCACAAGUUGAGGCGAUUUCUCCGACACCUGAUGAGAGCAGUAGUCGUACUACUAAAGAUGAACUGCUACAAGCCAUCAGUAAAACUGAUAGAGAGAUCAGUAAACAUGAACAACAAAUACAAAAGUUACAGAAAAAACAUAGACAGCUUGAACAGGAAACAUCCAAGCCACCAGUCGACAAAACAGAAACACCACAGAAUAACACUGAGGUCAAACACCAAAGUUUAGCUCAAAUUAUUUAUGCUGAAAAUAGGAAAAAGGCUGAGGAAGCACACAACAUGUUAGCCACACUUGGUCCUAAAAUAGAACUGCCUCUUUACAACCAGCCAUCAGAUACACAGGUCUAUAAAGACAAUAUAGCAAACCAUCAAGUCUUCAAGAAGAGAUUAGUUUUACAUUUAAAGAAGAGAAACCAGGCCAGGCGUAUCAGGGAGAGAUAUUUAACAGAGAGAUAUGAUCAGCUGAUGCAGGUCUGGAUCAAGAAGAUAGAAAGAAUAGAAAACCAUGCAAAGAGGAGAGCCAAGGAUGCCAGAAUGAGAGAAUUCUUUGAGAAAUGUUUCCCUGAAAUCAAGAAAUCAAGAGAAGACAAAGAGAGAAUUUCAAGGGCUGGCACUCGUAGUGGUAAUGUAGCAGGUUAUGCCAGGAGUGAAGCUGAAUUAGAACAAAUCAUGGAUGGUCUUCAUGAACAGGAGGAGGAAGAUAGAAAAAUGAGAAGUUUAGCAGUAAUACCCCCCAUGAUGUUAGAUGCUAGACAGCGGUCACUACGUUACUACAACAACAAUGGACUUGUAGAGGACCCAAUGUCAGAGUGGAAGGACAGGAAGUUAAUCAAUAUAUGGACCCCAGAAGAGAAACGCAUCUUUAAAGAAAGAUAUUUACAGCAUCCUAAAAACUUCCCUGCAAUAGCUUCAUACCUAGAAAAAAAGAGUGUAUCCAACUGCAUUGAAUUCUAUUACCAAACUAAAAAGGAUGAAAAUUAUAAAACACUGAUAAGGAAACAAACGGCAAUCAAAAGGAAAAAAGCAUUUUCUAAACCCAACAGUUCGGCCAUGAGACAAGAGGAACAACAGAUAAAGGAAGAGAAAAUAGAUGACGCUGGACAACAGGAAGAAGGUGUUCCUGCUUCAUCAACAGAGGUUCCCAUGGAGAUGGCGGGAGAUGUUUUGAAGGAAGAAAAGACAGAGGAUACUUCAGAUGAUAAUGAGGCUGUACUCGUACAGGCUGGGGAAGGAGAUGGUGGUCCACAUCAGUGUGUUGUAUGUAAGAUGCAGUUAGAGAACUAUAGUUACAGUAGGGCCCUGACCAAAGGUAACUGUGAACUGUAUGGUAUGAGUGAGAGUGAUCUAAAGCCUGACAUGAGGGUCUGUAGUAGCUGUCGGUGUAAAUCUGUCAGAAGAAGAUAUACUCCGUGCCCAAUUCCAACCUGCAAGACACCAAAACGUAAAGUGAAAAGAUUACGUCCCUUUCCAUCUAAAUGGCUGGAAAUGCCACCAGAAAUCAGAGAUCCAAUAGUUGCUGAAUUACAAUUAACAGAAGAAGUGAACAAAUGUUGUUCAGCCUGCUUUAAUAGAAUUAGUAGAAAGUUGAACCCUCAGAUUACAGAACCAACAGAGCCUGCAGCUCCUGAGAGUACAGAAGGCAUUAUCGUUUUAGGUGAUGCUGCUGAAUCAUCAAGAUGGACAGAAGAAGAUAUGGAAAAAGCAAAAAAAGGUCUAAGAGAACAUGGACGUGAUUGGGCUGCCAUUGCUAUUGUUGUUGGUACUAAGUCAGAGGCACAAUGUAAAAACUUUUAUUUCAACUAUAAGAAAAAGUUCAACCUGGAAGCCAUACUGCAAGAGAGGACUAAGGAAGAAGAUAAUAGAACAGUUUCUAUUUGUGAGAGUAUAGCCUCCACAGUUACUGCCCCUGAUAUAGAUGAUGAACCACCGUCCAGUAUGGACGAGGAUGAUGAUGCUGAUUCAGACACAACAAGUGCACCUAGUCCAUCAUCACUCAGGAUUGAAGAUGAUCCCAAGCCUGAAGAAAAAAUGGACACAACAGAAACACCAUUGGAGCAUCAAGAAACACAACCGUUUGGUUUACCACAGAAUAACUUGACAGCCAACAAACCUCUCAGUGCAUCCCAGGGAAGUCUACGCAGUGUUGACAAUGACAGCAGCGCCACCUUGAGUGCAGAUGAAGCACCACAGUCUAGUGAGGCCCGUGAUACGUUCAGCCCACGUGUGUCGGGGAUACCAGCUGGUCGGGCUAACAUGCAUCCAGUACAGGGUCCAACAGUUACAAGCAGUAUGUCAUCUGGACCAGCAUCAACAAGUCCAAUUGUGUCUAGCUCUCCAUUCCCACAGACUCCCCAAGGUUAUCCUUUACCUGGCCCUACAAUGGAGGCUAGUGCUACCAGCAGUCGCAGUGGUACUCCUGGAUCUAUAGGACAAGGGAGACCAGGGUCUGUACAUGCCUUACAGAGCCCAGGGAGUCAGAUGAGGCCUGGGUCUGCUCAGUCUGUUCACAGUCCUGCCCAACCACAUGGUAGGAGCCCUGGUGUAGCUGAAGCUGAAAGAAUGUCAAGGCCACCUAGUCAGGAAAUCCCUGUUAUAAAAGAAUCUCCUUCACCUAUUGGAAGUCAAGUUAAACCACAGGAGUUUGGCCAACCCAAAGGUAUGCAACAUCUGUAUGAUCUACUGAACAAAGCCAGCCGAGAGCAGAGCUCACCACACAGACCAGCCAGUGCACAGUCGGAUUCAGGUCUUAUGCCCUAUGGUAUAAUCAGUGGUCGUCGAAGUCUGUCACCUAAUGUGCAUGCUCAAAACAUGGCACAGCAACAAAACAUGAUAAAUGGAGGGAAGAUGGGUAAACCUGCUUGUGUACGAGACCUCAUACAUUCCGCCAUAGAAAGAAAUCUUGGCCAGACCAGCGAUUCUAAGCCUGAACAAAGACCACAAAUGCAAGAAAGAAUGGUGGAUAAAAGACCAGCAUCAACUGAGCCAGCAUAUCACAGAGGUCAACAAUCAAUGCAUAGUCCUCUUGGUGCCUAUCACCAGAAUCUUCAUAAAGACAAACAUGAUAUGUCUCCAUAUCAGCAGCCUCGUCACACAGCCUCUCCAUAUGCUAAUAUACCUCAACAAAGAGUGCCAGAGAGGGAUCCAGCUGACAGACGUGAUAUGCCACAGGAUUUGUCACACACAGGAUAUAGGGGUGACCCACGUGACUUUACACGUCCACAACAACAGCCUGUUAUUGAUUAUAGACGACCUGAACCUGAGGUUGUUCAACGGGUUCAGCAACAAGGAGCACCUCCACCUGCCCAUCAAGCUCACCAACGUCCAGUAUCUUAUCGAGAACAGCAGCGAGAUCAGUUGGUACGCCCUCCGUCUGAAGGUCUAGGACAUAAAUCUCCAUCGGCAUAUCAGUCAGAACGUCAUUCUCCAGCUGUCUCUAGGAGAAUGUCACCCGGGGCAUCACCAUAUCCGCAAAUGCCCAACACUCCAGAAAUGCUACGCAGAGCACAACAACAGCAAAGUAUAGGUCAUCCACCUCCUUUGGUUGGUAAAGGUCCCGCCAUGCAGAUGACAAAAUCUCCUCCAGUGAGUGGACAUCCACAGCAGAUGAUGACACAGGGCCAUGGGUCCAUAACACAAGGAACACCUUUAAGACCUAUAGGGCAUGGACAGCAACACCCUCAAAAUCUACCACCUAGAGAAAUGAUGGCACAAACACAAGUUAGAAUGGCAGGUGGCUCUAUUACAAGUGGCACCCCUGUGAAUCGUGAGGGAGGAGGAAAUAGGAUGCCAGAACCUGGUGUCCGUGUAUCACAAUCAGGAAAUAUUAUCUUUGAUCCCCGUGGAUAUGACCCCAGACACAUGGAACAGAUGAGAGUUUACCCUGGAGGUUAUCCCUAUCAGGCAUUAGAUCCAGCCAGCAGUAGUUCAAGACAAAUAAUGAUGAAUGAUUUUCAAACAGCACGUCAGAUGCAGCGUCUACCAGAGGAAAGAGAACAACAGAUAUCACCACGAGCUAAGGAGCCCAUGCCACCUCAACAGAAACCUUACCCUGGUCAAAUGUUACAUCAAUUCCAGGCCGCCCAACAAGGCAUGAUGUAUCUGCCUCAAGGGCAGGUACCAACAUCUGAUAAAGGUCAACCAAGUCCACAUCAUAUGGGUCGUGGUGGACCUCAGCAGGAGGAAAAGCUGUCACCAGCAGGAUGGAAUUUGAGUAAAGCUCCUGUUGGUAACCCAAAUGUAAUGAGGAGUAUAACUCAAGGUACUGGAAAGCCUAGACCAUCAGUCAUAGCAGAGAGAAAGCAGGAAUCGUACCCUGCAGAUAGUUCAUCGCAACCUAGAUCACAACCAGUAUCACCAAGACAAUAUCCUGAUGGUCAUCCAUAUCAACAACAGGGCAUGCCUAGACCUAGAGAUCCAAACAUGAUGAACCCUGAAUAUCGUCAGAUUAUGGAAAACAGAGAACGUUUAGAGCGCAUAGAGGCAGAAAAGAGGAGAAUAGCAGUGCUAGAGGAAAGGGAACGGGAAAGACAAGCUAAACUUAUGAUGGAAGAGAAGAUGAGAAAGGAAAACCAGGCUAGACAUGAAGCUAAGGAAGAGAGCGCCAUGUCUAGUGCUAAACCUGGAAGUCCAUGGAGCUCUUCCAAUAGGGCAUCACCUGCUUAUAACAAAAAUCAAAUCAAAGAAGCUACAGAUAUACUAAAAGUUUUCAGGCAAGAUGCUUCUCCGCCAUCAGCCUCUGGUCCAAUGUCCCGACAUCAAGGUCUGACUGCAGCGAAUCUCAUUGACGCCAUUAUUGUUCAUCAAAUUAAUCAAGUAGAUGAGAAUAGUAAUAGUAGUAGAGAUACUUCUAGUAGAGCUGCUGCUGAUACAGAACGUAAAAAGAUGGAGACACCACCUACUGUUCCACCCUCCUCACACAUGGAACAGCCAGGAUUACAAAAAUCACCACUGCAAGUUCACGGUAAGAAGAAAUGGAUUCAAGAACACCCCCAGUCAAUGACGACUACACCUCAACGACAAACCCAACCUAAACCUAUCCCAUCUUCUGCAGAACCUCCAAAGCAUGGUACACCAUCUAGUGGUGCUGGUGGUGGUGCUGGGGCUGCUGGUACUGGACCUUUUGAACCUGUGGCCCGACCUAUUUCAUCAGCCAAAACUCUUGGUGAACACAUCAAUUCUAUUAUUCUUAUGGAUUACAACACAGAUAAGCCUAUACCACCUAAAGAUAAUGUACUUAGUCGGAUCAAUGGACCAACCAAUUUACCAGUGACACCUCCAAAUGUUCAUGUGGACACGACAUCUAAUAUCCCUAGCGCCCCUCAAACAUCAUCACAAAUGGCCGACUCAUCAGAAUCACCACGACCUCGUUCAUUUACUACUCCACAUCAGAUGAGGUGGAAGAAAGGACAUAUUCCACAGGAGGGUGAACACAGUAGUGAUGGCAUGCCACAGAAAGAAUUAGAUGUGGAUAGGAAACGACCUGACCAAUCACAUUCUCCCAGAGUUCCUCUGGAUACAUCUGUUGGGAGUGUUGAAAGCAACAGUGAAGCCCAGUCAACAAAAAUAUCUCCUCCACGAUCUCCAAGGUCAAGGGCGUCUUCAAUGCAUGUGACCUCAUCAGUAGCUGCUAGUCAUCAACACAUCUCUAAUUUACUUGCCAAACCUAAACAAGAAGAAAGAUCAAAUGUUGGGUCACCUCAUUCUUCAGAGUGCUCCAAUGUGUCUUCAGAUAUAUCUACACUAGACUAUGUUAAAAACAAAAUUGCCGAGGUUUUGAGUGAGGAUAAUACACAAGAUAAAUCACCCAAACAAAAUCUUCAGCAACAACAACAACAGCCAUCUUUAAUGCCAGGUCAACAGCAGCGACCUCCAUCUGCCAACAUGCCAAUGCAUCAACGUAAUCAACCAGGUCAAAAAUUGCCAGUGCCGCAUGGACUACAAGUACAUCCUCACAUGUCAACAUCACGAUCUCAUUCACCAAUGGCUGCUCAGCCGAUACAGCAGCAACCAGAGUCAUCACAGUACAGACAGAGAGAAAUGGUUCAGUCUCAUCCAACAAGUACUUCUCAGCCAUCUGAGAGUUAUCAUCAGGAAGGAGAAUUCAGGCAGCAGGUUGGUUCUUCCUCAUUCAAUGAGGGUGCAGAAAGUUCAACCAAUCCUGCAUCUUAUCACACUGGCAAGAAAAGGUUUUUGGGCAGAUCUAGAGCUCGCCCAGAACAGGAGGAGACCAUGGGCAAGACACAAAAUGUUAGUGUGCCAAGGGAACAUCAAAAAGUGACACAAUCAACUAUAUCUGAAAUUCAAAAAGCUUCAAGUUCUGAGAAGAAAGGUCCAAGAUCUGAAUAUGAUUUUCCUGAUAGUCCAGAUGAUGAUAGGCCUAUAGUUAAAGGUGGUUAUAAAGGACUUUCUGGUAGCACAAGAAGCCCAAGCACUAGGAGUCCAAGACGUGGUGUUGUUGAUAGCUCAGAUAAUAGUCGUGGUUCUCAUUCAGAACAGGCAAGAUCAAAUGAAAGUCAGAUACAAAGUUCUAGUGAUGUAACAGCUGACAGAAGUGAUUCACAUGUUGGUAGUUCUCACAUUAGUGCUGAUCAGAGUUCAAUGGAUGGCAGAUUCUCUCGUAAAUCUUCCAAACAUGAUGGUAUGGAAGUUGAGGAGAGUUCUAAUAUAUCCCACCCAAGUGUUGACAGUACUCACUCUGAUAGGAUGGUUAUUGAAGAAUCGGGCACCAUUGACAGUUCAUCAAAUAUUUCUUCACCAAGACCCGACCGACCUAAGUCUUCAAGGUCAUCUCGUGACAGUGACAACAGCCCUAGGAGUAGCUCAGACAUCCAUGACAAUGUAGACCGUGUUUCACAAAGCCGGACCCCAGACAGUGGCAUACUUCCUAUGUCUUAUGGACGAUCGAGGAGUCCACGUGGGGCUCCAGAAUCAUCACAUUUCAAUGCACCUGAUCAAGGAAGUCGACCACAUUCAAGUUCAGAUGUCAGUGGUAACAAUCAACCAGUGAGCUCAUCACAAAUGAGUAUGUCUUAUGGAACAGGAAACCAGGUUGUAUCCAGUAUGUCACAUGAGUCGGAAAGAUCAUACUGGACCCAGGAACAAGCUCCAUUAUUGUUGGCAAAAUAUGAGACUUUAUCUGAUGAUGAUGAAUAACUGUCGUCUGCAAUGUCAAGGGCCCUGAUAAUGUAUUUACUCUGUCUUGGUAUUGUCUUUUUAUUUAAAUUUGGGAAAGUAUUUUUAAAAAAAUAUUGAUAGAUUCCUGGUGAAAGCAAUGUUUUAUAUCAGUAUUUUCAUUACUCACUAAAGUAUGUAAUCACAUUUUAUUGAAUUCAGUUGUAUACAAAAGUAAAAUAAAAACCUUCACUCAAAAUUACAGACAAAAAUUUUGGGUAAUAGACAAUUUUUCCACCAAAUUUUCAAAAGAAUUUUCAGUACUUAAUUCAUGUUAAAAAAAUGCAGUUUAAUUGAUUCUUCUUUCUAUUUAUAAUGAUUGUUUCUCUCUUGACUGUCAUUUUCAGUUUUACAGUUCUUUUCUUAAUGCAAAAUUUCACCUUUUUUGGCAGUUCAAAGCAUAUUGGUUAAUACAUUAAACUUCUUUGAAAAUUAUUUAUAGUAUCAAACCAGAGAUCAAAGAGCUGUGCUUCUAGAUCAAAAGGGAUGUAUAUUAUUUUGGCUUGUACAAUUAUCAUUUUUUAGUUAAAUGAUAUUUUAUUGCUUGCAUUCAUAUUUUUGUUUUGUUUUAUGUUUGUUUUAACAAUGAGAUUUUAACUUAUUUAAGACAGUAGUUUUUUAGACAACACAUUUGUUUUCAUUUAAAAUUACACUUACUCCUAAAGGAAGAACAAUUUAUUGAGAGUUAAUGGGUUUGUAAAACCAUAGCUUUUUU